Messenger RNA from Vigna unguiculata (cowpea), 831 nucleotides. Lineage: Eukaryota; Viridiplantae; Streptophyta; Magnoliopsida; Fabales; Fabaceae. The record is from RefSeq and is a predicted model, not a curated record.
AUGGAGGAUUGGGAAAAUGCACAUGAGGAAGUUAAGGAAGAAAUUAGCCAAGUGAAGGGUGAAAUCAGCCAAAUAAAGGAUCAAAUGGGUCAGAUCUUGGAGGCAUUGAGGACUAUGAAGAGUUCAGGAGAAAGUUCAGCAGUUGACGGUGGUACUUCAUACCCUCCAAGAUUUCAUCCUCAUGUAUCAAGUGGACCUCCAAUUUGCCCACCACAUCAUCAAGUGAGUCAAGGGACAUCAUCUCAAGCUUUUCCACCUUAUGGCUUACCCCUAGGUUACACACCUCCAAUGGCAGAGUAUGUAGAGCAAGUUAAGAAUCCAUUUUCUGGUGGUAAUACAAGCAUACAUGUUUCAUCACCUAAUGAGCAAUUCCAAGUGUCAACCGGGAUGGCUGAUUUUAGGAACCAUGUACGCCCAGGGGAAAGUGUGGUUGGAAUCACAACCUAUACAGAUCCUAAUGUAUCGAUUCCACCACAUGUUUCGACUGUAGGUGUGGGUUUACAAGAAAAGACACUAGCUCAAGUGAUUUCAUCGAAUGAGAAUAACAAGGGAAAGUUAAAGAUAUUUGAGGAAAGACUACGGGCUAUUGAAAGGAAUAAAAGUUAUGGAUUUGGUGAUGUUGUAGGCUUAUCUUUGAUCCCUGACGUGGUGAUACCCCCUAAGUUCAAAGUGCUUGAGUUUGAGAAAUAUAGGGGGACUACGUGUCCAAAAAGCCAUAUAACAAUGUAUUGUCGAAACAUGGCUGGCCAUACCUAUGAUGAUAAAUUAUUUAUCCACUUUUUCCAAGAUAGCCUAGCUGGGGCAGCGCUGAAUUGGUAUAUGCAUCUUUAG